GUUGAUGCUGGUCCUGCUGGAGCUGAUGAUCUGAACCAGUCUGUCAGCCACCGAGCUCCCCCUCCUCCAAACACAACCACUGCCCAUGUCCUGAUCCCAGUGGUCCAGUUUGUCUGUGGUGACUGGUUGGCUGGCUGUUCCAUAACACUCUCAUUGGCCCUGGGACUCCUCUUCUACGUGACCACACCCCUUCCUUCACAUCCAAUCCCAACAUGGAACCACCCAAGGUGCAGCAGCCAGGCGAAGGAGGCCUCAACGUCACCCUCACCAUCAGGCUUCUGAUGCACGGCAAGGAGGUUGGAAGCAUCAUUGGAAAGAAAGGAGAGACAGUGAAGAAGAUGCGUGAAGAGGUAAGUGCAAGCGGUGCACGCAUCAACAUCUCUGAGGGAAACUGCCCAGAGCGGAUAGUUACCAUCACCGGACCCACAGAUGCCAUCUUCAAGGCCUUCGCCAUGAUCGCAUACAAGUUUGAAGAGGAUAUAAUCAACUCUAUGAGCAACAGUCCAGCCACCAGCAAGCCUCCUGUCACCCUGCGUCUGGUUGUCCCAGCCAGCCAAUGUGGCUCCCUCAUAGGGAAAGGAGGCUCCAAAAUUAAAGAAAUGAGAGAGUCCACAGGUGCUCAGGUACAGGUCGCAGGGGACAUGCUGCCCAACUCCACUGAACGAGCAGUCACCAUCUCAGGAGCCCCGGAAGCCAUUAUCCAGUGUGUCAAGCAGAUCUGUGUUGUCAUGCUAGAGGUAGAGUGUGGAGGGAUGAAGGAGGAGGGUCAGUCCUCCCGGGAAUACACAGGAAAAUACAUUCACACAGACCUUAGGAAUCAGCUAGAAUGUACAACGUGGAUGUACAAUUUUUUUUACAGUCUCAAACAUCUUGGUCUUGGUCAGUAUAGACCAUGGGACAAAAUGAUUAUAACAAUGUUGUAGAUGAUGGCUUCCCAGGUUGCAAUGAUAUAGCCGACCUAUGAGGUAAAAUCAUGUGAUUCCAGUUGUCAGUGUGCUCUUAGACACAACACCUAUUUCACGUCACUGCAUGCAUCCACAGUAAAGAACAAUAGUGUGAUGUAGUGAGUGUCACAGACAGUCUUCUCCCAAGGCACUGUCCCUCAGUCUACAAAACCUCUUCCUGUCUUCUCUUCUUCUCUUCUUCUCUCUCUCUCUCUCUGUCUCUCUCCCGCUCUCUCGCUCUCUCUCUGUCUGUCUCUGUCUCUCUGUCUCUUUUUCUCUCGUGCUCUGUCUCUGUCUCUUUGUUUCUCUUUGUCUCUCAUGCUCUCUCUGUCUAUCUAUCUC
Oncorhynchus masou masou (cherry salmon) is the source of this 1286-nucleotide messenger RNA. RefSeq names its product poly(rC)-binding protein 3-like. NCBI's taxonomy places the organism in Eukaryota, Metazoa, Chordata, Actinopteri, Salmoniformes, Salmonidae. Gene Ontology annotation, biological process: regulation of RNA metabolic process; regulation of gene expression. The transcript is spliced from 7 exons. The coding region runs from base 213 to 923 and encodes 236 amino acids. Gene Ontology annotation, molecular function: mRNA binding. The record is from RefSeq and is a predicted model, not a curated record. Gene Ontology annotation, cellular component: nucleus; cytoplasm.